GCGAGGGUCGACUGCCCCGACUGCCAUUUUCCAAUUUGCGAUUCAAGCUACCAGCAGUCCAAGCAUGGCUACGGUCGCCCCUCCUCGUCACCCGAUCGCCUGCCACGGCUGCAGCUCGUUCCCGAUCGUUGGUCCGCGUCUCCAGUCGACAACGACCCCCAGCAUCGACUACUGCAAGCCGUGCGCGGCCAAGUCGGCUACAGCGCAUGGCCCGUUUGCGCUCCACGCUGCGCCGCCCGUGCACCGCGUCAGCUGCAGCGGCUGCAAGGCCGCCACCAUCGUCGGUCCGCGCGCCGUCUCCAAGGCUGUCAAGGGCUUCAACCUCUGCGUGCAUUGUGUUCGCACCCGAGCGCAUGACGAGACGCACGGGCCAUUCAUCGUGCUGCACGGCGCGGCGGCGCACCGAGGUGCCGUCUGCGGCGGCUGCAAAGCCUCGCCGAUCGUAGGUCCCCGCUUCACGUCGUCCAAAGACGCGUCGCUCGACCUCUGUGCGUCGUGCGCCAUCUCGGGGCGCUGGAACGUGUCGCACGGUCCGUUCACGGUGCUGAUCAAGCCGCCCGCCGUGCACCCGGGCAGUACAUGUGCAGGGUGCAAGACCGCACCGGUCGUCGGGCCCCGGUUCCAGUCGACGAAGCACCCGGCCUUAAGUUUUUGCAAGUCAUGCACCGACUCGGGCACCUACACGGCCGAGCACGGGAGCUUCUUUGCGUGGGCGCUGCCGGCCGCGCACCCCGGCGUCGCGUGCAGCAACUGCAAGGCGGCGUUGAUCGUCGGUACGCGCUACAAGGCCAAGGCGACGCCCAACGCGGACCUGUGCUCGACCUGCUACGUCAAAGGCGGAUAUGGCGGAGCAUACCAGUCGAUCGAAACGCCCGUCGUGCACCGAGGGUUUGCGUGCGACGCCUGCCACGCGCCGUCGAUCGUCGGCGUCCGGUACCGGUCAACGACGACGCCCAACUACAACUUGUGCCGCGACUGCGUCCAGAACGAUGCGACCCACGGCCCGUUCCAGAUUGCGCCCGCGCCGCUCGUAGCCAAGAAGACGACGGCCUCCAAACCGGCGCCAGCUCUAGCCAAGCCGGCUGAGACGCCCACCAAGACGUCCGAGACCCCGGCGCCUGGGACGAGCAAGCCGCCCACGACGAAGGCAGAGGCGCCAACCAAGAAGGUAGAAACGCCGGCCAAGUCAGUGACAGUCAAGACGACCGUGACGAAGACCGAGGCGCCGGUGAAGUCGAAUGCUGCGGCGACGAGCAAGCCCACGGCAACGCCCAAGAAGCAGCCGACCGUCCGUGCAAAGCCCGCGUCGACAACGGCGGCGUCGACGUCGCAAUUCGCGGCGCAUGUCGAAGCUGUCCGGGACGUUUGCAACGAUGUCUUGUACUUGCACGAUGUGGCCUCCGAGCUUGUGGCGGCCGCCAGCACCGUCGUGAACGGUCGUGAUGACCAAGCCAAGGCACCCGUGCGACCUAAUCCGGUCGCCACCAAGCCCGCCCGAGCUGCUAACAAGCCCACACCAACGAAGCCCCAGCCUGCACCGCCAGCUGCAACGACCGCCAAGCCAAAGACGACGACCGCCAAGCCAACUGCGACGACCGCCAAGCCAACUGCGACGACCGCGCCGGCUGCGCGACGGACGCAGGCAACGACGGCGUCGACGAUUGGUCGCGCGAACGACGGCGUGGCGCGCAACCAGAGCCACAGCGCCAACAUGGUCGUCGUCGAGCACAGCAUCUACGUCGAGAGCGCUAUCUACGACAAUGAUCACUACGACCUGCAGUUGUAUCUCACCGAGAAGAACGAGCUCGAGUACGAUGGGCAGUACGACGUGUACGAGCACCAAUACGACGUCGAGCUCGACGACCUCCAUGGGACCCACGUGACCCUCGAAAUGCACGGCAACAACCACGAACAUUUCGACUACGACUGCUACGACAACGACCACCCAGCGUACACCGACGACGACGGCCUCGGCGACGAUCACCAAGAGUACCUGGACUACGACCUCUACGACCACCCCGAGCAUCUCGACAACGACGACUACGGCAAUGACCACGUUCAGUACACCGACGACGAUUGCUGCGACAACGACCACCCAGAGUGCACCGAGUACAACGGCUGCGGCGACGACGCAGCCUACUUUGAGGUUGGAAUCGACGACGACUACGACCACGGCUGUGACGCGGGCUGUGGCGACGACCACGUCGAGUACUACGAGGAGACCCAAUGUGACGACGACGAGGCAGACGACAACGACGAGGCAGACGACGACGAGGCAGACGACGACGACGAGGCAGACGACGACGACGAGGCAGACGACGACGACGAGGCAGACGACGACGACGAGGCAGACGACGACGAGGCAGACGACGAUGACCAAGUCGAAGCCGACGACGAUGACCAUUGCGACGAAGAAGACGAGGAGGUGCACGACGACGACGACGGCAGCGAGAAUGGUGAAGAAGACGACGAUGACGAGGAGCACGAAGUGGAUCACGACAACAAUGUGGACGACGAGGACGAGCAUGACGGCUGCAACGACGAAGACGACAGCGGAGCUGAAGAGUACACUGGCCACGGGCACUCGGACGACGACGACGAUGAGGACUCGGACGACCAUCAUGACUACAAUGGCCAAUCGGACGACGACGAAGAGUAGCACCAUUUCAUCGCUUUCGUAGUGCACAACCUAAACCUAUAUACACUUGCG
Messenger RNA from Saprolegnia diclina VS20, 2710 nucleotides. RefSeq lists its product as hypothetical. The transcript has a single exon. Lineage: Eukaryota; Oomycota; Saprolegniomycetes; Saprolegniales; Saprolegniaceae. The record is from RefSeq and is a predicted model, not a curated record. Bases 65 to 2659 code for a protein of 864 amino acids. Gene Ontology annotation, molecular function: zinc ion binding.